AACCAACUUAAAUGAAGUAUAAGUUUUAAAACAUUUAAAUUAAAGCAAGAAACUAAACAACAACAACAAGAUACCGAGACUCCGGGCGCCCUGUACUGAGAACUGGAGCCAUUUCAACCUGGAAGCCUUUUCCUGUUGAGGAAUAAGCAGUCCGUUAAGGAACUGCCUUGCAGAAAGGAAAUGCAAAUGGGAGUAUAGGAUGCCAAACACUUUCAAAGCUGUCCUGCCAAGAGCAGUGGGAAGUGUAUAAGUAAGAGACUGGGAGAAUGUGCUGAAAACUCCACGUCUCGAAGCAGAUUUGCAGUACCGGCUGCCUCGGGCUUCAGAUCGAGCUGCGGUGGCACCUAGAGCUGAAUUAGGAGUGCCUGCUUGUCCGCCCUGAGGCCGCACCCCAACGGGGGCAGCCUCCCCCUCAUGAGCUCCCUGAUCAUGCUGCCCUCACAGCGGUCCAGUCCAGGAGACUGUGCAGAAAACAGAGCAGAAAAUGGAGAAGAUCCCUGAACUUCGGCGGCGAGGCCUGCCGGUGGCUCGCGUGGCGGACGCCAUCCCCCACUGCUCUGCUGAUUGGGCGCUCCUGAGCCAGGACGAAAAGGAGAAGUACGCAGACAUGGCUCGAGCAUGGAGAGCCGCCCAGGGAAAGGAGUCGGGACCUUCCGAGAAGCAGAAACCUGUUUGCACCCCACUGAGGAAGCCAGGCAUGCUUGUACCAAAGCAGAAUGUUUCACCCCCGGAUAUGUCAAGCUUGUCUCUGAAAAAUGAUCAAGCUCUCCUUGGAGGCAUUUUUUAUUUUUUGAACAUUUUUAGUCACGGCGAACUGCCUCCUCACUGUGAACAGCGCUUUCUCCCUUGUGAAAUAGGCUGUGUGAAAUAUUCUCUCCAAGAUGGUAUCAUAGCGGACUUCCACAGUUUCAUCAGUCCUGGUGAAAUUCCACGAGGAUUUCGGUUUCAUUGUCAGGCUGCAAGUGAUUCGAGUCACAAGAUUCCUAUUUCAAACUUUGAAUCUGGAUGUGACCAAGCAACUGUGCUGCAAAACCUUUAUAGGUUCAUCCAUCCGAACCCAGGGAAGUGGCCACCUAUCUACUGCAAGUCUGACGAUAGAGCCAGAGUCAACUGGUGUCUGAAGCACAUGGAGAAGGGGUUGGAAAUCAGGCAAAAUAUGGAACUUCUUACUGUUGAGGAUCUUGUAGUGGGGAUCUACCAGCAAAAGUUCCUCAAGGAGCCCUCCAAGACCUGGGUUCGGAGCCUCCUCGAUGUGGCCAUGUGGGAUUAUUCUAGCAACACAAGGUGCAAGUGGCACGAGGAAAAUGACAUUCUCUUCUGCGCUUUAGCUGUUUGCAAGAAAAUCGCGUACUGCAUCAGCAAUUCUCUGGCCACGCUCUUUGGAAUCCAGCUCACAGAGGCCCACGUGCCCUUGCAGGAUUACGAGGCCAGCAACAGGGUGACACCCAAAAUGGUCAUAUUGGAUGCAGGGCGGUACCAGAAGCUAAGGUUUGAGAGCUCAGGAUUCUCUCAUUUCAACUAUUCUAAUCAGGAACCAAGAUCAAACACACCCACUGGUGACUACCCUUCUGGGGUGAAGAUUUCAGGCCCAAACAGCAAUGUUCGGGGAAGAGGGAUCACGCGCCUGCUAGAGCGCAUCUCGGGCUCCUCCAGCAGCGUCCCCAGGUUCUCCAGCUGUGACACCGCGCUCUCCCCUUCCCUGUCCCCGAAGGGUGGGUACAAGUCCUUCUCCCCCCUGUCUUAAUGAUGGUACUCUUCAAUUCUGGGAAAAUAGCAGGCCCGCUUCCCUCUGAUUGCAGUCCCGGACAGCAGAGCACACCCCUGGUACAUGCCGCCCUCUGAAACGGCCUGCCUUGUAGAGAAUCCUGUUUCGUAGAUUAAAAGUAACUGUGGUUGGAGAAGAUUUGGCAUUUUUGCUUUUUUCUCGAGGGCUUGCUCUGCUUCCUGACUGUGUAAUGGGAACGCCUUGGAAGGUUGACCUCCAAGGACAAAACUGGCCUUUUCAGAGGAGUGCUUUUGCAAAUAUUACAUUGUGCUCAUCUUCCUCCGCAAUAAAGGUAUUGAAUGUCUGUUAUGAAAGGUGUUAAAAUAGUGUUGCUGUACUUCUUCCCAUUAUGACGUGUAGAACCUUUCUCUUGAGACCUG
Molecule: messenger RNA, 2145 nt
Organism: Myotis myotis
Lineage: Eukaryota; Metazoa; Chordata; Mammalia; Chiroptera; Vespertilionidae
Gene: MAEL
Product: maelstrom spermatogenic transposon silencer
Exons: 13
Coding region: 485-1744 (419 amino acids)
Biological process (GO): negative regulation of DNA-templated transcription; piRNA processing; spermatogenesis
Cellular component (GO): P granule; nucleus
Molecular function (GO): sequence-specific DNA binding
Source: RefSeq, a predicted model, not a curated record